AUGUUUCAGUCUAGACGCCUGUCUCCAAGCCCUCUCGCAGCACCAGCUGAGAUUCUUGCCCCGGCUACUCCAACUCGUCGCCCAACUCUCUCACCCUCACCUGACCUGAGCGCCGGGUUCAAAGACCGCUCGUCAGAAUCAAAGCACUUCUCCCCACCACCUGCAUCAUCGUCCGACAUGACACCACCACCUUCAACCCAGAUCCCGGGUGCGCCUCUUCGCCGCUCCCGCUCCCUAUCCAUCACACCCUCUCUAUCUAAUCCAGCUGGCCUGGACAAGUCACUUCGUGAUGCUUAUGGAGCAUCGGAAGAUCUUCCCACCAUUGAAGAUAUUGACAAGGCCAGUGAUGCCCAACUGCGCACCAUCGCCAAAGACCUCCUUGCAGUUGCCCAAGAGGCUCGCAUGUCCGCUUUGCAUUUCAAGCUGCAGAACAGCUUAGUCUCCUUCGCUAGCAAUGAGGCUGUCAAGCGUGCCGAGGUAGAACAUCAACUUGCAAAGCGCGAGGUCGAAAUUCUCCAGAGCGCUGAAUAUCGUCGCACACAUCCCGCCGAACUCGCCACCCCCAAGCAGUCCUUCUCAAGCAAUGAUUAUUUCACUGCAAUCCAGCGAUCCCAAGAACUCGAGGGUGUCAACGCCGUUCUGGAUCGACGACUGCGCCGAGCUAAGCGCGCCAUUGACGAUGCGACCUCUCGAUCGGUCGAGUUAACCGAACAGAACGACAUGCUGAAGAGGCGCAUCGAAGACAAUCGCCGCCAUUUCUCUCAGAUUUACAACUACGGAUCCCUGUCACCUGGUAUGCAGAAUGAACUUCAUACUAUCUGUCGCGGUGAGCAUACCGAUGGCCUUGCAGCCUUGCUCUUUGCGGACAAAUUUACCAACCGUCUUCACGAGCCCCAUGGCCCCUAUGGAUCUCACACCUCUGUUCCUGUCACUCCCAACCGCUCCGCCCGCCACGAACGUCAGUACUUGACUCCCGGUCAAGGUUCGCGUGAGCAACAGUAUGACAGUGAUAGCACAGUCUCUUUGUCCGCUCCGGACUCCGAGGACGACACUGUGCAGGCCCAUCGCUCUGAGAUGCGACACAUGCCUCCCAAAACAAGCGCCUUGCUUCAAUCCAAGUUGUUUGGACAGGUGAAGAAGUCUGGUGUCGAGCAGAAGCCAUCCUCCAAGCGCAAGGCCAGCUCUAGCGAGUCCAGCCCGGCCAUGAAGAAGUCCCGGACUACUGCAAAGAUUGGAUUGGGGAUUGAAACUUGA
This is a messenger RNA of Penicillium malachiteum, 1254 nucleotides long. RefSeq lists its product as uncharacterized. The transcript has a single exon. The record is from RefSeq and is a predicted model, not a curated record. NCBI's taxonomy places the organism in Eukaryota, Fungi, Ascomycota, Eurotiomycetes, Eurotiales, Aspergillaceae. Bases 1 to 1254 code for a protein of 417 amino acids.